This is a messenger RNA of Plenodomus lingam JN3, 552 nucleotides long. RefSeq names its product NEDD8-conjugating protein ubc12 (gene UBC12). The record is from RefSeq and is a predicted model, not a curated record. NCBI's taxonomy places the organism in Eukaryota, Fungi, Ascomycota, Dothideomycetes, Pleosporales, Leptosphaeriaceae.
AUGAUGAAAAUAUGGUCCAUGAAGAAGAAGCAACAGCAAGAUGAGGCUGCGGAGGCAGCCACAAGCAAGAAGAAGAAGGUGACGCCUGCUCAACUCCGCGCACAGAAAGAUCUCGAAGAACUCUCUCUCGGCUCAACGAUGAAGACGCACUUCCCUAACCCCGAUGAUAUCCUCAACUUCGAACUCACGAUUGACCCGGACGAAGGCAUGUACAAGGGCGGGCAUUUCAAGUUUGAUUUCAAAAUCAACCAGAACUUCCCACAUGACCCGCCAAAGGUCAAGUGCACGCAGAAGAUUUACCACCCCAACAUAGAUCUAGAGGGCAAUGUGUGUCUGAACAUUCUGCGAGAAGACUGGAAGCCGGUGCUCAACUUGAAUGCCGUGGUCGUUGGUUUACAGUUCCUCUUCCUCGAACCAAAUGCGUCGGAUCCACUGAAUAAGGAGGCCGCGGAAGAUCUCAAGGCGAAUCGCGAACUCUUCAAACGUAACGUGCGGGCAUCUCUCGGUGGCGGCAUCGUCAAAGGACAGAGCUUUGAUCGCGUGCUCAAAUGA